AUGAAUCUCUCUCCGGCUGCCCUCGUCUUCCUCCUCUUUGCAGCCACCUUUGCCCUGGCCACUGCUUGCCCACGUGAGUUUAUUAUCCUUCUUUUCUCCAAUGUAUUUUUUUAUUUGGGAUAUAUAAAAAGGUAAAGGUACCCCUGCCCGUACGGGCCAGUCUUGACAGACUCUAGGGUUGUGCGCCCAUCUCACUCUAGAGGCCGGGGGCCAGCGCUGUCCGGAGACACUUCCGGGUCACGUGGCCAGUGUGACAAAGCUGCUCUGGCGAGCCUGCACCAGCGCAGCACACGGAAACGCCGUUUACCUUCCCGCUAGAAAGCGGUACCUAUUUAUCUACUUGCACUUUAGGGUGCUUUCGAACUGCUAGGUGGGCAGGAGCUGGGACCGUAGACGGGAGCUCACCCCGCCGCGGGGAUUCGAACCGCCGACCAUGCGAUCGGCAAGCCCUAGGCGCUGAGGAUUUACCCACAGCACCACCCGCGUCCCCUUGGGAUAUAUAGCGGCUUUCAAUUUAUUUUUAAGACAGCAAUAAGGCCAGCUGACCCAUGAAGCAGGGUGAGGCAACCACCUUGGGUGGCAGGAUCGACUGGGGCAGCAGAUCCGGCCUCCAAGGAAUGCGUUGUCCUCUGGCUCUGCUGCUGCCAACACCGCAGUGGCAGCAAAAGCUGCGGCUUGCUCUUUAGAGCAGAUUUGCCACGUCUUUGGCAACCUCUCUGCCCUGUGCCACUGCUGCUGCAGCCUCUUGGAGGGGACCAGAGGCAAGAUCACAGAGAUUCCCAGGUGUAGAGCGGCAGCUGCAGGGGUGGCCCAUGAAGAGGCACUUAGCUUACCCAUGAAACGGUGCCACGGAUGAGCCUCACGUGGAAACCAGACCUUUGUCUUGCUCAGUGAAAAAGCCACCCCAAAGUAUGCCUUCCCCAAACCAUAGGCUAGCAACAAGGGUUUCAUGGGUCAAGAUUCCCAUAUCCAUGGCUGUGGGAGGCGGACAGUUCACAAGGAUGCAAACCUAUAAUGGCACUCCAUUCCUUUCUCCCUUUCAGGUGUAGAAUCCAAGUACGCACUAGGUGAGAAAACAUAUCCUCGUAAGUCUUCCUUGUCUCCCUCUCCUCUAUCUUACUCAAAGAGGUCAAUAAUCUGAUAAUGCUGAUAUGCUUUACUUGGUCUUCUUUAUUUUAACCCACUUGCAACUGUACUCAUUCUAUGUGCCUUUUCAUCGUUUUGCUUUUCAGCUGUUAUUUUUCACCUGUUGCUCUAAUUGUUCUCUCUGUUUUAUAAGCAAAAUGGAAAAAGCUUUACCAAAAUUGUAACAAACCUUACCCAAAGGGGGAACUGGUGCCAGACUCACAUGGAUGCUUCCUUCCCCUACUCUCUGUCCUGGAGACGCUGUUCACACAAGCUUUUCAGCCAAAGGUGGCCACAGUUCUCAAGGUCUUGUGUGAAAACCAUCCUUUGUGUUGUUAACCAAAUUGAGUCCAUCUGCCCAGACUGGUUAGUGGAUCUCCUCAAACAGGAGAAGAAGGGGACUAUUGGCAUUUCCUCUUCUUAUUUUUUGUAAUAAGAUUUUUGUAAUGCUGCCCCAGGAACUGGACUAAGGAGGAGAGGGCUAUUGAUGGCCACAAGCCAUGGUGGCAACGCUCUGCCUCUGUGGUUGGAGACAGCAACACUUCUGAAGACAAGUUGAUGGAACCUACGGGAAGGGAGUGUGCUCAGGUCCUGUUUGUGGGCUUCCCAUUGGGAGCAUCUGCUUGGCCAUUGUGAGAAGAGGAUGCUGGACUAGAUGGGUGACUAGCCUGAAGCAGCAAGGCACUUCUGAUGUUCAUUGUAUUUUUGUAUUUUUUAAGCAUUGUGUGUUUGUUUAAUUUUGGGGCAAGAGGUGUGGAGGCACAAUCAGGACUUGACUACAUCCUAGUCAUCCAAAAUUCAGUGGUUUCUAAACACACUUGCAUGUACAUACACAUACGCACACACAGGUUCUCUCUACCCAGCAAUGAAGGUGCAAGUUCCAGACAGGUUCUGCCACUUGAGCAGCAGGGAGGGGGCACAGACUGGUCUUGGUGAAGUGGGGGAUCUUGGCUGCCCUGGGGGGAAUCUUGAGGGCUAGAUCAAAAGCCCUGGGGACCACAUUCAGAGUUCCUCCAUGCUUGCUUCUAAAUGCAAGGGCCUCCACACAGAGACAAGGAUCUGUAUGUUUGGAUGUUUGAUGUGAAAAAUUUAAAACAACCAUUGCUAAUAAAUUGAGUCAAUUAACAACAGUACUUACUUAUACAACUUCUUACAGUUGGGAUGGAUCCCUCGUCUCCCUGCUGUAAAGAUUAUUCCAAGAUAAAAUUCCCAAAGAGCAUCGUGAAGGAUUAUUUCUACACCAGCGGCAACUGUCGUCUGUCUUCUGUAGUGUAAGUUUCCACAUCAGGGCAAAAGCCAAGAGGCCAGCUGGAUAACAUGUUUCAAAGGGUAGAAGGUGAAGUGAGGCUUAAGCACUUGGGGGACAGAUUGAGAAAAUCAUGAGAGUAGAUCACAGAAAAAUGGAGAAAUUGUCACUCGGGAGAAGAGAUAGGCUGUGACUAUUUUCCAGUCUUAAACUCAGUUCCUCCUCUUUAAAUUUAAGUUCCUCCUCUCUUGCACUCAGAAGGAGCCAGCCACUGAAGCCGUGCCACACUCAGUCCCGUGCUCAGCCUCCUCCUCUGCCCCCUGCCAACAGAUAUUGAAUAGGGCAAAGACAGAGCCAGCACCCCAGUGGGCCUAUUCAUUUGGGAAGCAUGGAUUUGAUGGGAUCACAUUAAGACUGCGGUCAGAAGCAAUUUCUUUUCCAUCUCUAUAUCCUGCUGAGGACACAGGGUCCAUGGCAAAGUGGAUCCUGGUGCCUUUUGACAUGGGAAGCGGGCUGCCUGCCUUUUUCUCCAGACCCAAGAGAAGUGGGGUCCUCAGGCUAGUGGAGAAUCAAAAGGGCACAUUCAGUGACACAUGGUGAAUGUCUGUUUCUUUCUCUGACAGGUUUGUAUUCAAGAAUGGAAGAACAGGCUGUGCUGACCCAAAUGCCCAGUGGGCCAAGGAUCUUAUGGAAUACAUUGACAGCAUUAAGCAUUCCCCCAGCUCAAGACCCACAACUGUGCCUAUCCCCAGCGCAUAGCCCACAUUAGGAAAAGGCACUUGGAGCCACGGCAACCUCCUUGCCUCUUUGCUGAACCUCUUCCCUCUCUCUCUCUCUCUCUCUCUCUCUCUCUCCCCUCCCUCUCUCUCUCUCUCUCUCCCCCCCUCCCUCUCUCUCUCUCUGCCCGCUCAUAUUCUGUCCCCUUCAUGGCUGAAGAGAGUCUUCAUUCAAGGGACUCUGUGGUUAUCAAGGCAGCGAUCUAGGAGCAGCCGGCCUGCCUUGUGGGAAAGGGUCUACCAGAAAGUAGUUCCUGAAGUCAGCAGGUGCCCCUUUCAUAGCUAAGUCAAUCAACACUGUUUGGCAGGUUCUGUUCAAGCAACCAAGCGUCUGUUUCCAAGCAGCUUUUCAAAAUGUUGAUUUCCAGUGAGCUGCUGGGGGACAAAUUCUUUUUGCCGGGGCUUUUAAGGAAAUUCCCAGAGCAUGAUUUAAAUCUCACCUUGGGUAUCUGUCUUGAGAAUCUGCACAGCAAAUGUUUCUGAAUUCUUUGCUCUCUGCUUGAGAGGCAACUUUAAGCACACUGAUUUCUGCUUGUGUUGUUCUUAAGUGUUGCUUAUAGGAGUAUGUCUGCAGAUGGGCCAGUCUGCAGUUCUGCCGUUGGCUUCUGAAAAUAAAGAUGCAGUUUGAGUUCCCCUCUGUCUUUUGUGAGUCCUUAUUCUCUCCAGGGGGGAGGGGGGGGAGGCGCGUCCAGGCAGUCUGAGAUCAGCUUCGGAAGGGGAGGGAGAUGACAGGCAUUUUUGCAACCUCAGCCCACAGGGAACAAGGUGGUCACGAUUCCCAAGGCUGCCUCUGCUGCCUCCCUUGGCUAAGCUGGUUGGGUAGCAAUAUCCGGGAUUUAGCCUUGAUUCAAGUGGAUGGCAAGGGAGGAAGAUCCGCUCCAGUUCCCCUUUUUGUCAACUCAUCAUCAAGAACGAUGGGGGCAUCUGUGCUGACCCCAAUGAACAAUGGGUCCAGGAUCGCAUCCGCCAUCUCCCUGCACCCAGUAGUGAACCUUGGGGUCUCAAAUUUCAGCAGCGCCCUGUGCAACACCCAAAAUUCAGCACCCCACCCCACCUCUCACCUUCCAUUCUACAUCAUAGUUACGGUGCCCUCUGCUCUGCACCCAGUGUGACCAAACCAGUUGCACUCCCCUAAAUCCGCCUCUGCUCCACCAUCUCUUUGGAUUCCCACCAAGAGCCAGCCAGGCCUCUGCAUCUCUCUCAGCCUCAGUUCCAGACAAGCCCACUCUAAACGAUCCUUUGGAGCUGCUUGACAGUAUCAAGGAGAAUGUGGGCAGGGGGGGCCACUAGACAGUGUCUAUUAAGACGUUCAUAAAGCCUUUCAUAGCCCCCCCCCCCAACAAAGGCUUCUGAGUAAGCCCAGAGAGUCAUGGGAUAAGAAGAGUGGUCCUCUUGUGGAUCAGUAACAGGUGAAGAAUCAGGAAGCAGAAAGUGGGAAUGAAUGAAGAGUCCUCCCAGUGGAGGGAUGGAGAAAGUGGGCUACCCUGAGGACCAGGAUUGGGCCCUGUGCUUAACUCAAAUGAACAUGGAUCCCUGUUGAUAAGGAAAACAUCCUGGGGUGUGGAUUUACUCUGCUGCCCAGCUCAUUGGGGUGCCACUCCCUGGGCGUCUCUUCGGUCAGCAAAAGAAGGAGUCUCAAGUCAAGUUAAAGAAGCAAAGCAGCGGUCAGUGGACCUGAUCUUUAUUUGUUGCAACAAGGUCAAAGCACGUAAAGAGUAGGAACCCCAAGCAUGGGGUUGCAUGAACUUUUAAGACUUCUCCCUAUUUCCCAUAAUACAUUUUUCAACAGCUUCAUUGAUACAUCACAGAUAUGACACAAAGUAGGAGAGUUUUGGAUGUAGAAACAUGAGCCCAUCACUCACCCCGGUCAAUAACCAGGGUUUUAAUAUUAAUUAUCCGCUUCUCCAAAGAACAAUAAAAGUACCAGUAUUUGCCCAUCCCCCUAACUACAAGGCUUUCCUGAGCUUCUCCUUUGAAAGUAUCAAGAUUCCUCUGCCAUCCCAAUGAAUUUCUGUCUGGGUUAUGUGCUGCCUUUGAUCGCCCCCUGCCUCCUAUUGUGAGACUAAGUUCAGACCUUAUGGAGGGGCAAGGAGUACGUGGCCUUAUGCUCAAGGGAUUAUGGAGGCAGGGGGAGCUCUAGAUUCUCAUAGUCCAGAGGAGUCAUUACUGUUGGAACCAAGGAAAUCAGUCAAAGUUUAGUGAUUCUUUGUGAAGUUUCUACAGUUUUCUAUAUGGGAUAGUCAGAGGAGACAGUGCCAUACAUGGUCUCGGCUUAUUGCUACAAGUUUAUAGGCGGCUUUUCUCAGCCUCUUUGCUGUUGUGUAUGUAUGGUGCUUGUGUAAAUGGUCCUGGUCCUGGCCUUAGUUUGAGGCUGUGGUAGGGACUUGGGAUUUGCAGGGGGGUCAUUUAACUGCCCCCCAUCCCUGGUUUUAACACUGUGCACAGCUUCUGUACACUAAGCUAGUCAACCAGCAAAAUUCCUUAACCGACUUCUUAACACAACUUUCCCAGGGUGGGCAAAAUGGAGAUCCAGGUGAGCCUUGGGUGGAUCCAGAAGACAAGAGCUUGCCUGGAGUCCCUCUGCCAGCACUGGGGGUGGGUAGGUAGGUGGGAGUCUCCCCUUGGGCACAGAGGGCUCUUGGGUGCUAUCAGAACCCAUCCAAGAAAAGUCAUGGCACCCUCCAUUGCACCCACAGCCCAGUUGCUACCCAUCCUUCCCCCUAAAAUGGCCUGAUCCCUCCCGGGACCUUGUUCCAGCUGCUUUACAUUUGUGCUCACAAGGCCUCGAGCCUCCCCUAAGCCCAUGGAAGCACACAGGCUGUUUACACAGAAAUGGACGUGUUGCACGAAAGGGCUCUUAUCAACCCCCUUAUCAAUCAAAAUAUGCCACAGGUGAUGGGCCUCUUGAUACGUCCACAUCCUGCCUCCGUAUCUUGGGCAUCAACCCCUCACUAUCUCCCUUGAUUGGGGUAGAGUGGAAACUUUUCAGAAGUCAAUCUAGAAACACCGUCUAUAAAGAAGAGACUAGGGUGUACUGAGUGUCAAAGCAGUCAAGGAAAGAGACUGGAAGGGCCCCAAUCCUCUCUUCAUCUCUGCCUGUCAUGAAUCUCUCUCCGGCUGCCCUCGUCUUCCUCCUCUUUGCAGCCACCUUUGCCCUGGCCACUGCUUGCCCACGUGAGUUUAUUAUCCUUCUUUUCUCCAAUGUAUUUUUUUAUUUGGGAUAUAUAAAAAGGUAAAGGUACCCCUGCCCGUACGGGCCAGUCUUGACAGACUCUAGGGUUGUGCGCCCAUCUCACUCUAGAGGCCGGGGGCCAGCGCUGUCUGGAGACACUUCCGGGUCACGUGGCCAGUGUGACGAAGCUGCUCUGGCGAGCCUGCACCAGCGCAGCACACGGAAACGCCGUUUACCUUCCCGCUAGAAAGCGGUACCUAUUUAUCUACUUGCACUUUAGGGGUGCUUUCGAACUGCUAGGUGGGCAGGAGCUGGGACCGUAGACGGGAGCUCACCCCGCCGCGGGGAUUCGAACCGCCGACCAUGCGAUCGGCAAGCCCUAGGCGCUGAGGAUUUACCCACAGCACCACCCGCGUCCCCUUGGGAUAUAUAGCGGCUUUCAAUUUAUUUUUAAGACAGCAAUAAGGCCAGCUGACCCAUGAAGCAGGGUGAGGCAACCACCUUGGGUGGCAGGAUCGACUGGGGCAGCAGAUCCGGCCUCCAAGGAAUGCGUUGUCCUCUGGCUCUGCUGCUGCCAACACCGCAGUGGCAGCAAAAGCUGCGGCUUGCUCUUUAGAGCAGAUUUGCCACAUCUUUGGCAACCUCUCUGCCCUGUGCCACUGCUGCUGCAGCCUCCUGGAGGGGACCAGAGGCAAGAUCACAGAGAUUCCUAGGUGUAGAGUGGCAGCUGCAGGGGUGGCCCAUGAAGAGGCACUUAGCUUACCCAUGAAACGGUGCCACGGAUGAGCCUCACGUGGAAACCAGACCUUUGUCUUGCUCAGUGAAAAAUCCACCCCAAAGUAUGCCUUCCCCAAACCAUAGGCUAGCAACAAGGGUUUCAUGGGUCAAGAUUCCCAUAUCCAUGGCUGUGGGAGGCAGACAGUUCACAAGGAUGCAAACCUAUAAUGGCACUCCAUUCCUUUCUCCCUUUCAGGUGUAGAAUCCAAGUACGCACUAGGUGAGAAAACAUAUCCUCGUAAGUCUUCCUUGUCUCCCUCUCCUCUAUCUUACUCAAAGAGGUCAAUAAUCUGAUAAUGCUGAUAUGCUUUACUUGGUCUUCUUUAUUUUAACCCACUUGCAACUGUACUCAUUCUAUGUGCCUUUUCAUCGUUUUGCUUUUCAGCUGUUAUUUUUCACCUGUUGCUCUAAUUGUUCUCUCUGUUUUAUAAGCAAAAUGGAAAAAGCUUUACCAAAAUUGUAACAAACCUUACCCAAAGGGGGAACUGGUGCCAGACUCACAUGGAUGCUUCCUUCCCCUACUCUCUGUCCUGGAGACGCUGUUCACACAAGCUUUUCAGCCAAAGGUGGCCACAGUUCUCAAGGUCUUGUGUGAAAACCAUCCUUUGUGUUGUUAACCAAAUUGAGUCUGUCUGCCCAGACUGGUUAGUGGAUCUCCUCAAACAGGAGAAGAAGGGGACUGGAGGCAAACCUAUUGGCAUUUCCUCUUCUUAUUUUUUGUAAUGAGAUUUUUGUAAUGCUGCCCCAGGAACUGGACUAAGGAGGAGAGGGCUAUUGAUGGCCACAAGCCAUGGUGGCAACGCUCUGCCUCUGUGGUUGGAGACAGCAACACUUCUGAAGACAAGUUGAUGGAACCUACGGGAAGGGAGUGUGCUCAGGUCCUGUUUGUGGGCUUCCCAUUGGGAGCAUCUGCUUGGCCAUUGUGAGAAGAGGAUGCUGGACUAGAUGGGUGACUAGCCUGAAGCAGCAAGGCACUUCUGGUGUUCAUUGUAUUUUUUAAGCAUUGUGUGUUUGUUUAAUUUUGGGGCAAGAGGUGUGGAGGCACAAUCAGGACUUGACUACAUCCUAGUCAUCCAAAAUUCAGUGGUUUCUAAACACACUUGCAUGUACAUACACAUACGCACACACAGGUUCUCUCUACCCAGCAAUGAAGGUGCAAGUUCCAGACAGGUUCUGCCACUUGAGCAGCAGGGAGGGGGCACAGACUGGUCUUGGUGAAGUGGGGGGAUCUUGGCUGCCCUGGGGGGAAUCUUGAGGGCUAGAUCAAAAGCCCUGGGGACCACAUUCAGAGUUCCUCCAUGCUUGCUUCUAAAUGCAAGGGCCUCCACACAGAGACAAGGAUCUGUAUGUUUGGAUGUUUGAUGUGAAAAAUUUAAAACAACCAUUGCUAAUAAAUUGAGUCAAUUAACAACAGUACUUACUUAUACCACUUCUUACAGUUGGGCUGGAUCCCUUGUCUCCCUGCUGUAAAGAUUAUUCCAAGAUAAAAUUCCCAAGGAGCAUCGUGAAGGAUUAUUUCUACACCAGCGGCAAAUGUCGUCUGUCUUCUGUAGUGUAAGUUUCCACAUCAGGGCAAAAGCCAAGAGGCCAGCUGGAUAACAUGUUUCAAAGGGUAGAAGGUGAAGUGAGGCUUAAGCACUUGGGGGACAGAUUGAGAAAAUCAUGAGAGUAGAUCACAGAAAAAUGGAGAAAUUGUCACUCGGGAGAAGAGAUAGGCUGUGACUAUUUUCCAGUCUUAAACUCAGUUCCUCCUCUUUAAAUUUAAGUUCCUCCUCUCUUGCACUCAGAAGGAGCCAGCCACUGAAGCCGUGCCACACUCAGUCCCGUGCUCAGCCUCCUCCUCUGCCCCCUGCCAACAGAUAUUGAAUAGGGCAAAGACAGAGCCAGCACCCCAGUGGUCCUAUUCAUUUGGGAAGCAUGGAUUUGAUGGGAUCACAUUAAGACUGCGGUCAGAAGCAAUUUCUUUUCCAUCUCUAUAUCCUGCUGAGGACACAGGGUCCAUGGCAAAGUGGAUCCUGGUGCCUUUUGACAUGGGAAGCGGGCUGCCUGCCUUUUUCUCCAGACCCAAGAGAAGUGGGGUCCUCAGGCUAGUGGAGAAUCAAAAGGGCACAUUCAGUGACACAUGGUGAAUGUCUGUUUCUUUCUCUGACAGGUUUGUAUUCAAGAAUGGAAAAACAGGCUGUGCUGACCCAAAUGCCCAGUGGGCCAAGGAUCUUAUGGAAUACAUUGACAGCAUUAAGCAUUCCCCCAGCUCAAGACCCACAACUGUGCCUAUCCCCAGCGCAUAG
Molecule: messenger RNA, 9384 nt
Organism: Podarcis lilfordi (Lilford's wall lizard)
Lineage: Eukaryota; Metazoa; Chordata; Lepidosauria; Squamata; Lacertidae
Source: the annotation of a GenBank genome assembly